Babesia microti strain RI is the source of this 1026-nucleotide messenger RNA. RefSeq names its product COBW domain-containing protein 1. Bases 1 to 1026 code for a protein of 341 amino acids. NCBI's taxonomy places the organism in Eukaryota, Apicomplexa, Aconoidasida, Piroplasmida, Babesiidae. Gene Ontology annotation, cellular component: cytoplasm. The transcript has 2 exons. The record is from RefSeq and is a predicted model, not a curated record.
AUGGAUUCAGUGCCUAUAAUUGUUGUCUCAGGUUUUUUGGGAUCGGGAAAAACUACACUUAUUAAACGGAUAAUUGAUGAGAAUCCAGAGUACAAAUUCGGCUUGAUUCAAAAUGAAUUCUCCCAACAAAUGGGCAUUGAAAAACCAUUAUUUAUUGAUAAUGAUGCUACAAUUUACGAGCUUCCAAGUGGUUGUUUAUGUUGUUCUGCAAAAUCUGAAUUGGCCUUUGCGAUUGAUUCGCUUAUCCGCGUGCGAAAUGAUUUGGGCUAUGUUCUAAUCGAAGCUUCUGGCAUUGCAAAUGUGAUAGAAUUAACUAAUUCCCUUUGGGUAGAUCAUAACGCUAACUGUAAAUUUCACUUAUCUUCCGUUGUAGCUCUUGUUGAUGGAUUGAAUUUCAUUAAAACAAUUAAUUAUGAUGGUACAAUGGCUAAAAUUGCAACGAUGCAAAUUAGCAGUGUGUCAAAUAUCAUAAUCACAAAAUUAGAGAAUCCAUCUAGUGAUAUUGAGAAAAUUGUUAGAGAAAUAAACCUAAAUUGUACUAUAUAUUACUCAAAUAAAUUGGACGUUAAAGAAAUUAUUCAUUGGAAAGAUUUUGCUGAUCAUCCAAUAAUGGCAUCAAUAUACGGCUUAAAAGAACAUUUGGAUAAAAGUAUGACCAAAUUUAUCCACUUAAAUACUCUACCAAAUGAAAUUCUAUCAUUAGCUAAACUUAAUGAUGUAAUAGCGUCUCUACUGUGGGCUCAACCCGAUGAUGAUGUAUUAGGGUGUCAAAUUCUUAGGUGUAAGGGAAUAUUUGUUGCAAUUAACGAUGCGGAAUCUAUUGAUGAACAGCAUUUAUCAAUGGAAUGGAUUUAUACACUGCAAGGAGUAGGCAAUAUGUAUGAAAUAUUGCCCGUAAACUCAAUCAUCCACAGAAAACUAACAAUGGAUGGGCCGGAUAACAAGUUCAUUUUCAUCACUGGUAAGGAUAUUAGUAAGCAAGACCUAGUAAAAGAGUUACAGACUUGUAUAACUAAUAAAAUAUAG